GCUGGGGCAAACAGUCUGAGGCGCAGUGCGCACGCGCGACGCGGCCAUCCCGACACCGCAACUCAUCCAAUACGCCAAACAACCCCAAAGGACGGCAUACAACGCAGCCCGGUCCAUUCCUUCGGCAGCCCAGCCAUUCCUUCGGCAGCCCAGCCCGCAUCGACGGCAUCAGCAGCACUCGACGGAACGCAUCGUUAGGCAGCCGUCGCAGCGCCGCAGCGAUGCGCAGACCACGGCGCGGCACCGACUCGGAAACCGCCAGCAAGCCGCUGCUCACGACGCGGCGGCGCUACCACAUCGCGCUCGGCGCCGCGCGGCAGCUGCUCGCGGGCGGCGAGCUGUCAGCGACGGGCUGCGGCGCGCUCAAGAACCACAUCUUCGAUGAUGAUGGGCGCGUGGCCGCGGCGGUCGAGAUUUUUUGGCUGAACGACGACGGCGACGCGCUGCUCGCGACGCUGCGCGCGCUCGGGCUCGGGGCGGCGCCCGGGUAAGCAGACGUGUAG
Messenger RNA from Pelagomonas calceolata, 503 nucleotides. The record is from the annotation of a GenBank genome assembly. NCBI's taxonomy places the organism in Eukaryota, Pelagophyceae, Pelagomonadales, Pelagomonadaceae.